This is a messenger RNA of Fonsecaea multimorphosa CBS 102226, 669 nucleotides long. RefSeq lists its product as uncharacterized. The transcript has a single exon. The coding region runs from base 1 to 669 and encodes 222 amino acids. The record is from RefSeq and is a predicted model, not a curated record. Lineage: Eukaryota; Fungi; Ascomycota; Eurotiomycetes; Chaetothyriales; Herpotrichiellaceae.
AUGCCAGAUUCCUCUGCUCCUCCCGUCCCCGGCUCCCGUGCCAUCAAGAUCCCUUUGCAUACCGGUAACCAUGCAGACUACUCUCCGCCGAACCGACGUCGACGAAGUGAACGCUACCUCCAAAACGCCGAACGAGCCGAAGCUUCAGAUGCUGGUCCAUCUUCGCUAGGUUCGGGCUCCGAUCAGGACUCGCCCUGGUCCUACAGCCCUAUUCCCAGUCGAUCUCAACAUCUGCUCCGCAACGUUGCUCCAUCACCGGCUGAGGGGGUCCGACUUUCAGGACCGAUGCAUUCCAAAGACGAGCCCGGCACAUCCCAGCGGAAAGACAAGCACAAGGCCGGUCUGCCACCGCCCAGUAGCAUGCCAAUGCUCUUCAAUGCCUCCUCCUCUCCCCUUGGCCCUUCGAUGCUCUCGUCCAGCUCGUACAAGUCCAUCAACCUGAAUGCCCAUCACGAUGAUCCCGACGAGCCUCCUCGACUAAUCACAUACACAAAAUAUAGCCAAGGGUUUACCUGGAAUGAUGAACUGUUCUUGCCAAGCUAUAUGCUGGGACGAUAUGGAGAGCGGGGUCGGAAGAAACUAUACGACGGUGACUUUGGAGACGAGGACCACUGUCCUGUGGCCGAGAUCUUUGUCACGGAUGAGGAGGCGGAGGCAAUGAUGCCGUGA